Molecule: messenger RNA, 915 nt
Organism: Penicillium riverlandense
Lineage: Eukaryota; Fungi; Ascomycota; Eurotiomycetes; Eurotiales; Aspergillaceae
Product: kinase-like protein
Exons: 1
Coding region: 1-915 (304 amino acids)
Biological process (GO): protein phosphorylation
Molecular function (GO): protein kinase activity; ATP binding
Source: RefSeq, a predicted model, not a curated record
AUGUCCAAAAUGCCAUCGAAAGGGGGUCGCUACAGCUCGAGUCUCCCUUGGAUUAUGAACCUAGGAUUUCUCUACUUAAGUUUUAUAACCCUUGCCUACGGCGCUCCUACCUCCGACUUCGAUCUCGAACUUCCAUCUCGACCUAAUACCGAAACAGAGCUGCUCUAUGCACUCAACCGGCAAGAUGAACUUGACGACCGGACGUCUAUGGUUAAACGAGGGAGUAAUCCGACUUUAUAUGCCAAUGGGUGGCUUAUAGGCCGAGAUUCAUAUGGCAACACGAUCUAUGCAUUUGGUUCAAACGAAAAUUCUUUAGCAAAAGGAAUCGUCACAGUUGGCAAGAAAAUUGCUGCCGGAGGCGAAGCGACGGUGUUGCAAGCCUCACUGUUGACAUUCAGCAGGCCGCGAGAAGUCAGACAGAACACGGCAAGCCGAAACUGGGGUGGACAUCCCGUCGGAAAUGAACGAGUCCAGCAAAACCUCGUUGCAAAAGAUUCGUAUAUAGCGCUUGCAUACAAGAGCGUGCAUAUAAUGGAAAAGCUCGAACCGAGCAAGACCGUUCCCCGUGUGUACAAGGCUCUCUUGCUUCCUCCGGAUGAGGAAUACUGCGGGGACAAUGCGGAGAAUGGGUCACUCGUCGUUAUGGAGAAACUGGAUAAGGAUGCGGUAGCUAUGUUGAGGAGGUAUAUCGCCGCACGAGCGACGCAUGGUCCCCGAUACAAGCUCUUCAAUCGUCUCAUCAUGAUGCAACAAUUCGUGAAGGGAUUGAACUAUGCUCAUGACCUAGGAAUUGCCCACAAUGAUGCCCAUCUAAGGAAUCUGAUGGCGACUUUUCAACCUAACCAGUGGAAGAUUAUUGAUUGGGAUUUUUCGACCGAUUUUGGUGGGAAACCAGGUAAGACUCAAAUCACUUAG